Paramuricea clavata is the source of this 4550-nucleotide messenger RNA. NCBI's taxonomy places the organism in Eukaryota, Metazoa, Cnidaria, Anthozoa, Malacalcyonacea, Plexauridae. The record is from the annotation of a GenBank genome assembly.
AUGAUUCUAUUUCUACUAUUUGUUCAAAAUCUGAAAGGUUACCGUUUGGACACCACAGUGAUAAAAUAUAUUCACGCUCACACUGGAGUGCAAUGUGUCUUGCUAUGUCUGAAUGAAGAUUCGUCAUGUAGAUCUACUAACUUCAGAAAAACCUCAAAUUCUGACAAAAAUUGUGAGUUACUCAGGGAUGUUCAUUCAGAAAAACCAGACCUAUUACUCAAGGACAAUCAAUUUGAUCACUACCAAUUGCUUGAUCCUAAUAGGGUAAGUAUGAACCGUUAUAUAUACAUACAAGAAAAGAAAUUUUUUAUAUUCGCAAUCAGUCAACGCGUAUGAUUGUGGAGCGAACUCAACCUUGCAAGCCAGGCUCUCUACUUCCGUUUCUUCCCAAACACGCAAGAGCAGAGAUCCCGGUUUAGGCUGGUCACGUGAUACUUUAAGUCAUUUUGCUGCGUGGGAGGGUAGGCUAUUUUAAUAGUCUUUGAAAAACUCACUCGUGCAUGUUAUAAAGUGGUCAUCGAAAUAUAAACCAUUUAUCCUUGGACAUGAAAGUGCAAAAGUAAAAAAAGUUAAAACGUUAUAAUCAUGCAUUCUAAAUGGUGCAGCACUUUUUAUCUCGGCGCGUAUGUGAACAGGAGCUGAGGAAUAUAUAAGCCAAACAAUAUCGUAACUGACAUAAAGCUAUAAGUAUAUUGCUAUUGUUAUUAAUAUUUUCCGUAUUUUAUACCCAAGCAAAUUAAUCAUACUAUAUUUUACUAUAACAUACUUUAUUAUAAUUUACAUUCGUGAUGGUCCAAGUUAAUAGCUUUUAUACGUGCGUAUACCUGAGUAUACAAAUUGGGCGGAAAUAGAUUUGGCUGACGCUUUUAUAAAAUUGCGACAUUCACAACAUUUAAUACAAAACAACGUAGGAUACAACAAAGGAAUUAUCGACUUGAAAUAUUAAAAUACAUGUUUUACAUAAUUCUGUUGUCAUGCUAUAAAUUUUAGUCGUCUUUGUGUCCAUGAAAUGCGAGUCAUCGCGAAUUUUGAAGAAUAGGAAAUUAUAAACAAGCGUUGGCCGAUUGUCUAUCUGUCCUAAUUGUAGUCCUUGUGAUACAGGUCUUAGGCUUGAAAUACAGAAUUGUGUAGAGAUGUCUUCAAAAUGCAUUCUGCGAAGAACCGCUGCCGCGCGGUCGGUUCGCGUAUACGGCAUGCAAUCGCCUGGAUUAUUGCCUUUAGUUUGUCUUCGAGAAUCUUUGGCUUUUCCUUUGUUUUCGAGAAUGUUUGGCUUUUCCUUUUCCGUGAACAAUCCCAGUUUGUUUUCGAGAAUCUUUGACUUUUCCUUUUCCGUGAACUGAUGAUGUAUUAGGGGGCUAAUCAGAGACAACCCAAAUCUUGGAAUGUUACGUGAAGUCGUGACCAACCUACACCAGGGUCUCUGCUGGAGCGUGUUUGGCAGGGAAGCGGAAGUAGAGUAAAACAUUACCCUCACUGAUGAUAUUUCCCUCUUGGCAAAACCCCUUGGGAAUUAAUAUCAUCAUUUAGCUUCGGGUAAUAUUUUGCCGAAUCCCCGGAGCGGAGGGUCUAUAAAUGAUGAAUAUAUAUGAUAUAGGAAAGGCGAUACAUAUAAGAUAGGAUAACCGACUUGUUACAUUUUACAAAUUCUCUGGUACAUGUGCGUUUUAAACCGCAUAGGUACUAUACAAUGUGUCAUGUAAGUAUAUACCAGUACAACAUAUUUAUAAGAUCUUCUAAUGGUAACUACGUUGGAAGAAAACACGCUCCAACUAAAAUAAUUGUUAUGAAUAUUCUUCCAACAUGACCGCCAUAUGAUGUUAUAAAUGUUCUAAAAAAUAAUUCCAUAUAUGUAGGUAUAAUAUACAAGAAAAAUAUUUUAUAUCACCAUUCGAACUCGCCCCAUGAGCUGCAUGCAUAUGAGCAGCGUGAAUAUAGCAAGGGAAUUAAUAUCCUUCAAGCAGACUAUCAAUUUGUUCAUUAAUUUUUAGAAACCUCCAGAACCAGUUUCGACAAGCACUCUGCCUCAAAUAACACAAAAACCAUCAUCAAGUAAGGUUUAAAAUCAUAAUUAUAAUUUAUAUUAUUACUACCCGACUGACAAGGACUCAUUACAGUAUGACGGGUUGGCCUAAUUAAACAAGCAAUCUUAAUAUGUAUACUACGCUAUAUAUAUUAAAAACUUACUUCCUAGGAUAAUAGUCUAGAGAAUUGCAUUUUACUUUACUUAUAGCAAAUCAAGAACUGUUAUCAUCUUGUAAGGAACUACUGCAGAGAAACAGGUUUGUGAGUUACCAAUUUUGAAGGAUUUCGUUGAUGGAAAUUUCGAGUGUAAAUUUUAUAUUUCUAGUUAGACCUAAAUCAGGAGCAGCUGCGAAAAAUGCAACUAUAUAGACCCUCUGGCAGGAAUCCAACCCGCGACCUUGCGAUUCCGGUGCAGCGCUCAAACCAACUGCAUGAGCUGCAUGCACCAGUACCAUUACUGUGUGAUAAAACUAAAACUUUAAAGUGCUUAUUCAAAGUUUUUAUGAUUUUAUUGCAAAGUUCAUUUAAUUUAAAAUUAUAAUGUAACUUAUUUUCUAAAACUUUGUUAUCUUUCUUGUUUGUCAAGAUUUCAGACUUUGUUUGAUAUGCAAAAGUGAGUCAAAUGACGUCACACUGCAUAGUGAGUUUUUAGAACGAAAACGUUUCCUUGCCAAGAAUGUGAUCAUUCCACUGACAUUGAAAGUUAUAUGCUUUAAGAAGUAUCAAGGCUAUCAUUUCGUCUGCAAAUUUGAGUUAAUGACAAUUUUAUCAAGCUAAAAACAGUCUUCUGUAAAAUACCGAUUAUGCAGUGUAACGUCGUUUAACUUUUAGUCAUAUUUGCAUGCCAAACAAAGUCCAAUAUCGAUCUUGAAAUAUAAGAAAGAUAACAAAGUUUUAGAACAAAAGUUACAUUAUGAUUUUAAAUGAACUUUGCAAUUCAAUAAAAAAUUCUCGCAUGGGCACUUUAUAGAAAAGAAUUUGAUUAGAAAUGUCGUGGUAUGGUCGAGGUUUCGACAUUCCAAAGGGACAUUAAGAGGAAGAACAAUUUAAGUUAAACCGAUAGAACUAUUCAAUAUAUAAGGAAGUUAUAAGUUUAACCAAUCUGUGCUUUAACGUCCUCUAUACCAUUAAGAAAAUAAACAAAAGAAUCAGUAAUUUUACUGGCUUAUUGGAAACGUGGUGCAAAUACCUUACUCUAAAAUUUCUGACUAAAGUUUACACGAUUUUAUACAAUGGAGGUAGGUAAUCUUUGAGUUAAUAAGCUCUUCGAGUUCAGCCCUCUUUGAGUCAAGCCUCGACCACGCCCAAUCUACACCCAUUUUCGUCAACGGCUUAACUCGAAGAAAGAAACACAACUUGGAAAUUUUGAGUUAGGCCCCGUGAAAAAAGAGGGGCAUAACUCGAAGUCAUUGAAAAUAUUCGACGCUCGAUUAAGCCCCGAUAUUCGAAGCAUGUGAAACAGCAAUGAUUUGAGUCGUAUGAUAACUAUUUCCAGCCAGAUUGUGGACAACGCAAAUCAUUACCUACGAUGUGGUUUCGCUAAUAUUCUCAUAACUUUGUACUAUUUAUAGGUUUUGCCUCCAGUACUUAUUACUCUUACUCAAGUCGUUUUAUAGUUAAUCACUUCUACUUUUACUCGAGUUUAAAUUCAAAGUAAUUUAGGCACCACUGUCAGGAAAUAUUCUAAAAUUUCUGAUCAAAGUUUACACAAUGUUAGAAUGUGGUCUUGCAAAUAUUCACAAAACUUCGUACUAUUUCUAGGUCACUCAGCAAUGGUGUUUACCAACUACGAAAUAAUGAUUCACUCGAACAAUAUCAAGUUUACUGUCACAUGACUGAAUUAUCUGGAUGUGGCCAAGGAGGUUGGACACUAGUGAUGAAAGUAGAUGGGAACAAGGUACGGAUAAUCUUAGUCUAACAUAGUCUCUUCGAAAGGAUAAACAUGACAAACAAUAUAUAGAGAAGUGAGUAAACCUUUUGAUUUCCAGAAUGAAUUCAACUACACCUCUCAUUACUGGACAAACAAAGAAACCUACGCAGUUGAAGAUGGACUUGAAGGUUUGAAUGAAAAACAGACAAAACUUGCUUCUUACUGGAACACGCCGUUUAACAAAAUAUGCCUCGGAAUGAAAGUAAAUGGUUCUACAAAAUGGAUAGCGUUAAACUACACCACAAACUCGUUACACAGUGUGAUCGAAAACGGGACUUUCAAAGAAACAACUGUUGGUAAGGAAGCAUGGAAGUCUCUUAUCGAUGGUUCAUCUUUGCAAGAAUACUGUAAUGUAGAAGGAUUUAAUAUACAAGGUGUUUACAAGUAUGAAACGUGGCAUUGGAACAUGACCAUACGAAUUGGUGUGGUGGCAAAUAAUGAAGAAAACUGCGAUAGUUGUGACUCGUGCAUUGGGUUUGGAACUUCAGUAAGUGGAUGCCGGGAUGAUGUAAGGAGCACAACGUGCGGCAAUAUGGCUGUUUGUGAACAACUGAAUGAUAAGAACACGGCGGCAUUUGGAUAUAUACUCGUACAAUAG